CAUCCAUCAGCUGAGGAACAAGGUGUCAGAGGAGCAUGAGGUCAUCAAGAAGAAGGAGCUGGAGACUGGCCCCAAGGCCUCCUAUGGCUAUGGGGGCAAAUUUGGAACAGAGCGGGACCGAAUGGAUAAGUGUGCAGUGGGCCACGAGUACGUUGCUGACGUUGGGAAGCACUCCUCGCAGACGGAUGCAACCCAGGGCUUUGGGGGGAAGUACGGAGUCCAGCGGGACCGAGCUGACAAGUCAGCACUGGGCUUUGAAUACAAGGGUGAGGUGGAGAAACACUCAUCCCAGAAAGAUUACUCCAAGGGCUUUGGUGGCCGUUACGGUGUGGAGAGGGACAAGGUGGACAAAGCGGCAGUGGGAUUCGACUACAAGAACCAGGCAGAGAAGCAUGACUCUCAGAAAGACUACUCUGUGGGCUUUGGUGGGAAGUUUGGGGUCCAGAGGGAUCGUCAGGACAAGAGUGCCCUUGGCUGGGACCAUCAGGAGGAAGUGCAACCCCAUGCGUCCCAAACAGACUAUGCCAAAGGGUUUGGAGGCCAUUACGGGGUUCAGAAGGACAGAGUAGAUAAGAGUGCUGGUGGCUUUGAUGAGAUGGUAGCUCCCACCUCCUCGUAUGAGAAAACAAGACCACUGGAGGCAGCUUCCAGUAGCACCAGCAGUCUCCGGUCACGGUUUGAAAACAUGGCUAAGUCAGCAGAGGAGAAUAGAAGGCAGGCAGAGAAGGACCGGGUGAGGCAGCAAGCUUGGAAGUGCCAGGCCUCUCGGUGGCAGCAGGAAAUCCCACAGAGAGAGAAGGAGCACACAGAGACAGCCCCUGCCACCGUGCAAGCAAGGGUGCCUGGGAGUGCUGACCAAGACAGGCCUGUGCCACCAGGAGACCAGGAGGCAAAAAGGGAGGAUGAGGAAACACCACCCACUCUGCCUCCACGGCCAGCAGAUCUGGGUGAGGAGCUGUGCAAGGUCCCCAGCCAGGAUCAGCCUAUCUACUGUGAAAGUUUGGAUGUCGGUGGAGACUAUGAGGAGCUGCCAGAGCCCUCUGACUACUGUGACAGUACCAAUGGAGGUGCUGACUAUGAGGAGGUGCCAGCACCCUUGGGAAAGCUGGAUGCCAUCUAUGACCACGGAGGAGGUGGAGGUGAGGACUAUGAGGAGAUCCUUCCUGAGGACCCCAGCCAAGGCCAGUCCCACCUGGGGGAAAUAGACAAUGUUUAUGAGGUGGAGAGUCCUGGGACCUGUGCGGUGGCUCUCUACGAUUACCAAGGAGAUGGAGAUGAUGAGAUAUCUUUUGAUCCUGACGACACAAUCACACACAUUGAGAUGGUAGAUGAAGGCUGGUGGCGGGGGCAGUGCCGGGGCAAAGUAGGCCUCUUUCCAGCAAAUUACGUGAAGCUUCUGCAGUGA
Leptosomus discolor (cuckoo roller) is the source of this 1405-nucleotide messenger RNA. NCBI's taxonomy places the organism in Eukaryota, Metazoa, Chordata, Aves, Leptosomiformes, Leptosomidae. The record is from RefSeq and is a predicted model, not a curated record.